CUUUUUCAGAUGUGUUCAGUUUGGGCCUAAAUUUCAAAUACGAUAACUAUAACAUGUAUGCGAUUGACCUUAUUAAUAAUCAAACUACCUUUAUGUGAUUGUAUGGUUGUCAACGCCCAUAGAUAGUUAACGAUGCCUAGAAUUUGUGGGACUGAUAUUCAUGCAGCAAAUGCCCUGAAUGACUUGCGCCAUUCGAACAUUGUUAACAAUGUUCAUGAAAAUGCAUUGUAUGAACUUGUCAGUGAAUAUUUCGCAGAUUCUGUUGAUGACAUGAAUGGUGAGGAUUUUGAUAUUGAUCAUGAGACUGGUUAUGAUGAGCCUGAUGAAAUCAUUAGUGUCUUGGACAGUGCAGAGGACCCGUCUUUGGCUGACGAUUUUGAUGUACCAGUGGUCCUUGGUGCAGUUGACAGGCAUUAUAUGGACAAUGUCCAUGAAGAUGAUGAUAUUCAAUCUGUUGAUGAGGAUAAUGAAGGUGAUGUUAUCCGAGAAAAUGAUGCGCAGACUAUCAUGGGAAUGGUAGGAGAGUUGAUUUGCGACACAGAUAAAGAAUGUGAACUUCGUAAGAUUCAAGAUUACCAGUGUUCAUGUGCUGCAUUUAAGAAAAAUGGAAAAUGUCUGAAGCAGCUCAGCGUGGAACUCAUUUAUGAAAUGCGUUUGAAUAUGUCAGCCAUGACUGACUUUGAGAAGGACUUAGUUAUCCUUGGUAAAUUGAGUACCACCAUGAAUAGGUCAGAGAUGACAACCUGUACUAAACGUUCAAAACAGCAAAAGCGUCAACGUCAACGAACCAGCUACUUUGUUGAGGGACACCAGAUCUGUCGUUCAGCGUUUGAAUUCAUUCACACCAUAUCUGGUGACAAGCUUGACAGUUGCAUCAAACAUUACAAGGAGCACGGCCUCACACCACGAGUAAAGAAAUCUGGUGGAAGACGAGCUGAACGUCGAUAUUUGACCUAUGAUGAUAUCAAGCGUGUUGUGUCGUACAUCACCUCCUUCACAGAAACUCAUGGAAUCAUCUUACCAGGAAGGAUUCCAGGGUUUAAAGAUUUCACAAUGAAACUGCUUCCAUCAUCAGAAACUAAGGCCUCUGUCUUCCGUAGUUAUGAUACCGCUAUGGAUGAGUUAGGAGAACGUGCAGUAAAGAUAUCAAGUUUUCGGCAACUCUGGAAUACACUACUUCCAUUCAUAGUGUUUUGUAAACCCCAAACUGACCUUUGUUGGACCUGCCAACAAAAUAACUAUCAAGUUUAUAGGAGCCACAAUCUCCCUGAUGAAGUAAAGAAUGCCAAAUUACGUAAGCAGCUUGGUCAUCUUCAGCUGGUGGAGGCAGAACGGAAUGAAUACAGACGAAUGGUGGCUGAUGGGAAAGGUGUUGCUGCAGAAAUUGAACAACCGUUGAAGCUGGGUCCUCAUCUACCCAUGUCGGGUGAUUUUCACAUGCAUUAUUCUUUCGAUUUCGCGCAGCAAGUCCACAUCCCAAGUGAUCCCCUACAGCCAGGACCUAUGUACUUCCUGGUUCCUAGGAAAUGUGGGCUGUUUGGUAUGAACUGUGAGGCAUUGCCUCAGCAAGUAAAUUACUUAAUUGAUGAGUCAGCAUCGUCUUCAAAGGGUUCAAGUGCUGUAAUUAGUUACUUGCACCACUUCUUUGAGACAUAUGGACUUGGGGAAAAGGAUCUAGAUAUGCAUUGUGACAAUUGUUCUGGCCAGAACAAGAAUCGCUAUAUGCUUUGGUAUUUGGCAUGGAGGGUGAUGCAUGGAUUGCAUCGGACCGUAACUCUCAAUUUUUUGAUAACAGGACACACAAAAUUUGCUCCUGAUUGGUGUUUUGGACUCAUAAAACAAAAAUUUCGGAAGACCCGUGUAUGUUCAUUGGAUGAAAUGUCAGAAGUGGUCAGCAAUAGUACCACAACUGGAGUGAACAUUCCACAACAGGUGGUGAAUAAUGAUGGCCAAGUACUAGUUAGGCACUAUGACUGGCAAGAGAUGGAAUCUGAUUUUAAAGUACUUCCUGGAAUUAAGUCCUACCAGCAUUUCAGGUUCACAGAUAAACAGCCUGGUACAGUCUACUGCAAGGAGUCUGUUGAUUCAGAAGAACAAGAAUUUCAUCUACUGAAAUCUAAGGAUGCUGUUCCACAGUUUAGAAUGCCGUCCAUUAUUCCACCACCUGGUCUUCCACCAAAACGUCAGUGGUACCUUUACGACCAGAUAAGGGACUUUUGUAGUGAAGAGACAAGAGACAUUACAUGCCCAAGACCUACCGUUGAGAACGAUCCAGCUCAGCCACCAGUACAGAGGCCUACUGCAGAAAAAGGCCGUAGCCGUGGAGUGAAAAGAGGACAUGGUGGAAAUCAAGGGCAGAAAUUGAGAGCGCGAGAGGCUUGAAAGUCUUAGGUUAUGAGUGAUUGACACAUAGUUUGAUAAAGAUAGGUUGCCAGAUAAUGAAACUUACGCCCACAGCAGCUAAAUCAUCCUGGCAGUCAACAAGUGUUGUUGUGUAUUUUCUUUUUUUCAGAAAUGGUACAUUUAUAAUAAACUUAAAUCUAAUUAAGA
Patella vulgata (common limpet) is the source of this 2550-nucleotide messenger RNA. RefSeq lists its product as uncharacterized. NCBI's taxonomy places the organism in Eukaryota, Metazoa, Mollusca, Gastropoda, Patellidae. The record is from RefSeq and is a predicted model, not a curated record. The transcript has 5 exons. The coding region runs from base 133 to 2382 and encodes 749 amino acids.